AUGCCACGAGGCAAGUACAAAGGAGGCAAGAUACCUACUUGUUGGUUGUCCCAAGAAAUCGCUGAACUUAGGAAAGACUGUUUAAAAGCAUGGAGGAAAUAUAAGAGAAGCCGUUGUCACCAGACUAGCACGCAAGAAUCAGACUACAUCAGCUUUAAAGAGUCUAAGAAGAAACUAAAGAGAUCAAUCAGGAAAAGUAAAGAAGAUAGCUGGAAGAAUAUAUUAUGUGCACUUGUGGAAUCAGAUCCGUGGGGCCUACCGUCCAGGAUCGUUAUGAAAAUGCUGACUUACAGAAGACCGGUCCAGGGACUCCCUAUUCCUGGCAGGCUGCAUCGAUUCACUGUUACUUCAGGUUCCAGAAAUUACAUGGCCGCAGAACCCUGCUUCCCAGAAGUAACGAAUGCAAAAGUAAUCGAGGCCAGCCGGAGAAUACCGUUGGGUAAGGCUCCUGGUCCAUAUGGAGUUCCCGACUUGGUGGUCAAGCACCCUUACAAACCCGAAAUUUUCAGGGACCUGUUCAAUGCAUGUCUAAGAGAAAGUAUGUUUCCAAAAGAAUGUUUAGUAGCAACCAGUAGUAAACAUUCUUUAGUAGCAAAAUUGGUGCUGCUUCGCAAAGGAGACAAGCCAUUAGACAACCGUAUGUCGUACAGACCGAUCUGUCAGCUGAAUACGAUUGGAAACUUUUCAAACGCAUUAUUAUAG
Molecule: messenger RNA, 702 nt
Organism: Macrosiphum euphorbiae (potato aphid)
Lineage: Eukaryota; Metazoa; Arthropoda; Insecta; Hemiptera; Aphididae
Source: the annotation of a GenBank genome assembly